Molecule: messenger RNA, 10564 nt
Organism: Cygnus atratus (black swan)
Lineage: Eukaryota; Metazoa; Chordata; Aves; Anseriformes; Anatidae
Gene: PIK3CA
Product: phosphatidylinositol-4,5-bisphosphate 3-kinase catalytic subunit alpha
Exons: 21
Coding region: 518-3724 (1068 amino acids)
Biological process (GO): phosphatidylinositol-3-phosphate biosynthetic process; phosphatidylinositol-mediated signaling; cell migration
Cellular component (GO): plasma membrane; cytoplasm; phosphatidylinositol 3-kinase complex, class IA
Molecular function (GO): 1-phosphatidylinositol-4-phosphate 3-kinase activity; 1-phosphatidylinositol-3-kinase activity
Source: RefSeq, a predicted model, not a curated record
GGUUUCGUGGAAGAAAUUCUGGAGUAAUCUUUUGUUUACAUCAUUCUCUGCUGAUUUCCAAAAGCAGAAGACUCUGCAUGCAAAAACUGAAAUUGAAGCCCCGUGUAUGUUUUGUCACCGAUGUAAAAGAGCAUUAAAGAAAAUAUGUAAUCAUGGGAAAACCUUCUUUCUGUUGGUACAAAGUGGCUCGUCGCUCUGAUUUUUGUUGCCUAACGUGGAGGCUUUUGACUUAAACACCUUGAAAGGAUGGGAGUGCUGCUCAGCGAGCUCCAGGGCGCGCACCUAGCUGCGGAGGAACGGCCCCAGCCCCAACAGUCCCACAGGGGAGUAGUUCUUAUCCCAUGUGCCUGCAGCCAAGCCGUGGUCAAAAUAGUGAGUAAGAACACGUAUGGAGAAUAAAGAGGAGAUGCAGUGCCUUUCUGCCUUUGCACUGCGCCUUGGGACUGCUAGUCUCUGUUUACUCAUACAAAUCACUGCUUGAAAAACUUCCAGUACAAAGUUAUCAAAAGACUUAAAAAUGCCUCCACGACCAUCAUCCGGUGAACUAUGGGGCAUCCACUUGAUGCCACCGAGGAUCCUUGUGGAGUGUCUUCUCCCAAAUGGAAUGAUAGUGACUCUAGAAUGCCUCCGUGAGGCCACAUUACUAACUAUUAAACACGAACUCUUUAAAGAAGCGAGAAAAUACCCUCUCUAUCAGCUCCUUCAAGAUGAAUCUUCUUACAUUUUUGUAAGUGUUACGCAAGAAGCAGAAAGAGAAGAGUUUUUCGAUGAAACACGGAGGCUUUGUGACCUGCGGCUAUUUCAACCUUUUCUAAAAGUCAUUGAACCAGUAGGUAACAGAGAAGAGAAGAUUCUUAACAGAGAAAUAGGUUUUGCUAUUGGCAUGCCCGUCUGUGAAUUUGACAUGGUUAAGGAUCCUGAAGUACAAGACUUCAGAAGAAAUAUUCUUAAUGUUUGUAAAGAAGCAGUGGAUCUUCGAGAUGCCAAUGCACCACAUAGUAGAGCAUUGUACGUCUGUCCUCCAAAUGUAGAGUCUUCACCUGAACUACCCAAACACAUAUACAAUAAACUAGAUAAAGGGCAAAUUAUAGUUGUGAUCUGGGUAAUAGUCUCACCAAACAAUGAUAAGCAGAAAUACACCUUAAAAAUCAAUCAUGACUGUGUGCCUGAGCAAGUUAUUGCUGAAGCAAUUAGGAAGAAAACACGAAGUAUGUUGUUGUCAUCCGAACAACUGAAGCUUUGCGUGUUGGAGUACCAGGGCAAGUAUAUUUUAAAGGUGUGCGGCUGUGAUGAAUACUUGCUAGAAAAAUAUCCGCUGAGCCAGUAUAAGUACAUAAGAAGUUGUAUAAUGCUUGGUCGCAUGCCCAAUCUGAUGCUGAUGGCUAAAGAAAGCCUAUAUACCCAGUUGCCACUGGAUACCUUUACAAUGCCAUCUUAUUCCAGGCGUAUCUCUACAGCUACACCCUACAUGAAUGGAGAAGCUACAGCUAAAUCCCUGUGGACUAUAAAUAGUGCUCUCAGAAUAAGAAUUCUCUGUGCAACCUAUGUAAAUGUGAACAUUAGAGACAUUGACAAAAUAUAUGUUCGAACAGGUAUCUACCAUGGAGGGGAACCUUUGUGCGACAAUGUGAAUACUCAGAGGGUACCUUGUUCUAAUCCCAGAUGGAAUGAGUGGUUGCUGUAUGACAUGUACAUUCCCGAUCUUCCACGUGCUGCUCGGCUCUGCCUUUCUAUCUGUUCUGUUAAAGGCCGGAAGGGUGCUAAAGAGGAGCACUGUCCAUUGGCUUGGGGAAAUAUAAACAUGUUUGAUUACACAGACACUCUUGUAUCUGGGAAAAUGGCUUUGAAUCUUUGGGCAGUACCUCAUGGACUGGAAGAUUUGUUGAAUCCUAUUGGUGUUACUGGAUCAAAUCCGAAUAAGGAAACUCCAUGUUUAGAGCUGGAAUUCGAUUGGUUUAGCAAUCCUGUUAAGUUUCCAGAUAUGACAGUGAUUGAAGAACAUGCCAAUUGGACUAUCUCACGUGAACUGGGGUUCAACUACAGCUAUGCGGGGCUGAGUAACAGAAUAGCUAGAGAUAACGAAUUAAGAGAAAGUGACAAGGAGCAGCUGCGAGCCAUAUGUACGCGGGAUCCUUUGUCUGAAAUCACUGAGCAAGAGAAGGACUUCCUUUGGAGCCACAGGCACUAUUGUGUAAAUACACCAGAAAUUCUGCCCAAAUUACUUUUGUCUGUUAAAUGGAAUUCUAGAGAUGAAGUAGCUCAGAUGUACUGUUUGGUAAAAGACUGGCCUCCGAUCAAGCCAGAGCAAGCAAUGGAGCUUUUGGAUUGUAAUUAUCCAGAUCCAAUGGUGCGAGCUUUCGCAGUUCGGUGUCUAGAGAAGUACUUGACAGAUGACAAACUGUCACAGUACUUAAUCCAGCUAGUACAGGUUCUGAAAUAUGAGCAGUAUUUAGAUAAUCAGCUUGUGAGAUUUUUACUCAAGAAAGCACUGACGAAUCAAAGGAUAGGACACUUCUUCUUUUGGCAUUUAAAGUCUGAAAUGCACAAUAAAACUGUAAGUCAGAGAUUUGGUUUACUUCUGGAGUCCUACUGUCGAGCGUGUGGAAUGUACCUGAAGCAUCUGAGCAGGCAGGUGGAGGCUAUGGAGAAGCUGAUUAACCUCACAGAUAUCCUCAAGCAGGAAAAGAAAGAUGAGACCCAGAAGGUGCAGAUGAAGUUUCUUGUUGAACAAAUGAGACGGCCAGAUUUUAUGGAUGCUUUGCAAGGCUUUAUCUCUCCUCUUAAUCCUGCUCAUCAGCUGGGAAAUCUUCGGCUUGAGGAGUGCAGGAUAAUGUCAUCUGCAAAAAGGCCCCUAUGGUUGAACUGGGAAAACCCAGAUAUUAUGUCUGAAUUGUUGUUUCAGAACAAUGAGAUAAUCUUUAAAAAUGGAGAUGACUUACGUCAGGACAUGCUGACACUACAGAUAAUUAGAAUUAUGGAAAACAUCUGGCAAAAUCAGGGUCUUGAUCUUCGGAUGUUGCCUUAUGGUUGUUUGUCUAUUGGUGACUGUGUGGGACUCAUUGAGGUAGUGAGAAGUUCUCAUACAAUCAUGCAGAUCCAGUGUAAAGGAGGCUUAAAGGGAGCAUUGCAGUUCAACAGCCAUACAUUGCAUCAGUGGCUCAAGGACAAGAACAAAGGAGAAAUGUAUGAUGCAGCUAUUGACUUGUUUACACGUUCUUGUGCUGGCUACUGUGUUGCUACCUUUAUACUGGGCAUUGGUGAUCGCCACAACAGUAACAUCAUGGUGAAAGAUGAUGGACAACUGUUUCACAUUGACUUUGGCCACUUCCUUGACCAUAAGAAGAAAAAAUUUGGUUAUAAAAGAGAGCGUGUGCCAUUUGUCUUAACACAAGACUUUUUAAUAGUGAUUAGUAAAGGAGCCCAAGAAUGCACCAAAACAAGAGAGUUUGAAAGGUUUCAGGAGAUGUGUUAUAAGGCUUAUCUAGCAAUUCGGCAGCAUGCCAAUCUGUUCAUAAAUCUCUUCUCCAUGAUGCUUGGCUCAGGAAUGCCAGAACUGCAGUCCUUUGACGAUAUUGCAUACAUUCGAAAGACCCUUGCAUUGGACAAAACUGAGCAGGAAGCUCUUGAGUACUUCAUGAAGCAGAUGAAUGAUGCUCACCAUGGUGGCUGGACAACAAAAAUGGACUGGAUCUUCCACACAAUAAAGCAACAUGCUUUGAACUGAAAUGAAAGCAAAGAAAACAAGAACUGAACAACCCGCUUUGUGGGUACUGCACUGUUAAUACCCGUUAGCAGCAAAGACUGGUUGCAUAGGAAUUGCACAAACCAUGAACGACAUUAGAAUUUAUGGCAAAAAUAAGAGAUGAACUGUACAGACAACUGUUGAAAAAUAAUGUAAAACAGGGUUUCAGAUAGCACUAAAAUUGUACACUUCAAAACUUAAGCUUUAGUAUGAUGUGUGACUUCAUGUUAUGCCUUAAGCUCGAAAAGGUAAACUUGGAAGAAUGUUUCCUUUUUUCAUUUGAUAUGAUAAAUUAGAAGGAAAAAGAAGAUAGUGCUAGCAUGAAUAUAGAGUCCAUCACAUAUUACCUUAGAUCUGGUACAGCAGCUAGAGACUAUGCUGGACUGAAAAGCAUUGAAAGACAGUUCAAGUGAUGGUGGAUAUUUAAAUGCAGCAUAGUUUGAAGGGAAGGAGUUUAAGCUCAAAGAUCUAAAAAUAAUAGUGAGAGGACAGUGCCUUUUAAAAUGCGCUCAGAGGCAUUAACAUAUAUGGGGUUUAGAUGAACCUUUGAUUUCUGGGUCUGUCAUCUGCACAGUUUCUGAAAGCAGUAGGAAAUAGGCCCAUUCAGUAUGGUGUUUCUUCUGCUCAGUAUUUCUAGGGGUGCAAUUCAUACCUUCAAAGAAACUCUUCUUAUCAUCCCCCAAAACUGACUAACCUGGAAAUUGAAUGGUCAGAAUUGGGUUUAGUGCAACAAAGAGUUGUAGUGUUCAUCUUAGGUUUGCUUUAAUCUAACUUGAACUCAAUAGAUUUUUUUCAUACAUGUUUUCCAGAACCUAAAGAAAGGUGAGUUAUUAAAAUUAUUGAAAGAUUAUUUUUUUAUAAAGGCUAUUUAUAUAAUAGGAACUAUUAUUAAUAUAUAUUCUUUAUUUACAUGAUUUGUCCAAUAUUCACUCUCUUAAUUUUGCAGCCCAGUUCUAUCUGUCCAAGACUCCCGUUUCCAUUAGUGUCACCGAAGGUGACCACAUAUACUCCUAGGACCAAAUUCAACCCUGGUGAAAGAGGACACAAGUAGCAUUGAAGAAGUGGGGGAGACACCCACUAAUGCCAGAGGUGAACUUGGCCUUAUUCUCUUUAAAAAACAAAAACAAAACAAAAAAACAACACACAUUGGGGCAAUACUCUUCACAUUACUGAAGUGGUAUGCUGGCUAUUCAAGGAACGUAUGUUUAAACCCUCAACCUUUGGGUCCACCAUUUCUCCUCUUUCUUCCUCCUCUGGAAGUGGUUGUUUAAUCCAGUAACUGAUACAUCAGAAAUAGCUGUUUAGAUUUUCAAUAUGAUCAACAAUAAGCAGUUCAACAUACAGCAGAUACAUUUGGCUAGCUCAAAGCAUGUGGAGUUACCAAACAUUUUAUAGCUUUGUCUGUUUUGUGUGUGUGUAAUAUAUAUUUGUAAAUCUAGUUGUUGUCCUCCAACACAAUUGUGUGCAAUCAAUUAAAUUGGCACCACUUUUUGAAACUGUUCAGAGAACCAAGGAUGUCAGAUUGCCCUUAUGCACAACUUCAGGUAGGACCGUUUUUCUAACUACUAAACAGGUUUUUUAAUUAGUGAAACACAUGAUUCUGAGGGUGCUGUUCACCCUAACAUUUUAAACUCGCUAGAUUGGCAGCACUUGGAGUGAAUUCCAAAGGUCUGGGGGCUUUCGGGGGUUCAACUCGUUCACUUGCAAACACACACCGAGGUGCCACUCAAAAAGUGCAAUACCACAUGUAAUAUAAAAUAUGCUGACAGCUGGUGUUAGAUUAGAAUAUAAGUAUAUAAAUAAACUGUACUUUGUGCAGGCUGUACUGAUGAGGUAAUGAGUGGUUGGCUUCAUUUAGCAAAUUGUAAUAUAUUAAAAAUGUGCAAUCGAUUACAUUAUGGAAGACUUUGGGGAUUGUAAAGACAAGACUUAGGUCUUUCAAGACACUUUCAUAGUCAAGCUCUUGCAGUUAAUUACUGUACACAUAGAUACUUGACAGUGUUGUGGGGGGAAACCUGUUUUUGUGAAAACUAUAGAAGUUCCACGAAUAGUAGGGGGAAUGUGAAGUUUUAUUUCCUUAGUUUUACUAAACAUUUUGGAAUAGUCCAACGACUUCCCGUUAUUCCUUAUUGACUGUUACAUAUUCCUUUUUGCUCACAUGAAUAUUUUCACUCCUGCUAACCUUGGUCGUGCUUUCUAGAGCAAAAUUAACCUUUGUACAUACCACUUUGCAGUCAACGCUAAUGGUGUAGCUCUUUGAAAACACAUCUUUGUUUCAAUGAGUUUAAAUCAUUUAGUUCACAAAAUCUGAAACCCUGUUGGCUGUAACUCUUAAUUUAAUAGAGUAAACUCGUUGCACAAAUGCCACAUUAGGUGCUAUAUUAUCCUUAUUUAUCUAUUAUUGAAACAAUGUUUUACCUUCUUUAUAUAAGAGAUGGUUGGACUUCUCCAGUCUGGAUGAAAAGAUCAACUCAAAUUUAUUGCAUCCUACGAGCCCAACUUCUUUUGUACUUUACCCCUUCCUAGCCAUUUACUUCUGUAAAUAUGGGUAUACUUGUCUUUCAGUUCAAGCAUACAGUGUUCUGCACCCUUUUUGCACAAACAGAAAGGUAUGAGGAAUCAGGCUGUGUUUCUAAAAGUUCUUGCAACUAAAUGCUGUGCACAAGCUGUAGAAUUUCAUAUAGACAUCAAAUAAUAAAAGAAAGGAAACUCCGUAGUGAUAUAGACAUAAUAUGAUUUGGGGUAAUUAUAGUUUAAAAAAAAAAAAAUGUAGGGGAAGAUCAUGGGUUUUAAGCUAUUGUUCCUACCACAAUCAGGGUGGGCAUUUGGAAAACAUUCUGCCAGUGUUUGGGGGGGGGGGGGGGGGGCGGAACUUUUUACAGCUUCAAAGCAUUUAACACUAAUUACUUUAUCCUGGUAUGCCAGUUUUGUGCUAAUGUAAUUUCACUAUAGUGGAAUUAUAUUGACUUACGUUGGUGUAAAUAAGAUCGCAUCUAUUCUCAGUAUCAGAAAUAAGAUCUGCUUACAGACUGUAAAAGCACCUAUAGCUGAGCUCUGUUUUUACAGAUUGCUUGGAAUUUGAAUUUUUUUCUUUAAUUAUUCCCACUUCAUGGAGAUUUGGAAAUGUUCCCUUUAUUCUGAGAAUCAGCUGCACAAAACGCUAAGUAGCUUAUUUUGAGCUUGAAUUGAAUCUGAACACCUUGCUCCUGCAAAAUUUCAUAGGAGGAUUGCCAGAGCAAGGAGCCCAGGACUGGGCCAUCCAUUUUAUUACAAAGCAUUAGGAAAUGGCAAUUUAGUGAAAUGUAAAGACUAACCUUUUCAACUGUGAAGCUAUUCAUGUUUGAUUUAAUGACAAGACAGGUUGCUGCUGAUUAGUUUUUUCAUAUAUUAAAUUCUUUGCUUUCCUGAAGGUAGCUGAAAAAGCACCUCUGACUUACACACACCUUUCUGUUCUGAAGGAGUGCAUUUGUAGUUUCUUCAGACAUGCGUUCAGUAUAAUUUGAAAGAAAAAAAAAAAGCAUUUAAGCAUUUAAAUAAAACCAAAACUGUUAGUGGUUUGGUAUCUUGUGGAGAAGAUAUAAGCCUGCAUAUUAAGGGCAAUAUAGAAAUAACCAAGCUUGUAGAGAACUCUGUACGUGAUGACCCUGCUGGUGGUGUUUUGGAGGGUUGUUUUUGUUUCCAACUUUGCUUUCUAUGUAAAAUGUUAUAAGCCCUUUAGCAGUCAGUAGCCCAUGUUCAUGGACAGUUUGAAGACAUUUUCUUUGCUUUGUCAUUUUAUAACUGGCGUGUUCCAGCGUCUGUUCUUAAUUGUGAAUUCCUCCUGUUUUGCAUGUCUGUACAGGUUGCAGACCUGGGCUGGACCCAUUCAAAACAAAAGCCACUUAAAUUACUAUUUUGUUGAAGUCUUUGACAUCUUUAAAAUGCUUCAAGUUAAUGAAAAAGGUGUGGUAUUACAGAGAAUUGUAAUUUGCUGCUUCUAAGUUGUUUUUUUCAACUUCCAUGUUUCUUUCUCUUGUUCUAGUUUUACUUGAAUGGAAGAACCACACUUCUUUUGUUGGGUUUAUUUUUUUAACACUAUGUAGCUGUUGUUGCAGAUGGUUGAAUCUCCAUUUUAGUUUUGCAAUACAUGUUUCAUACAAAUGAUUUUUUACCUUUGUUCACGCUGAAAGUUGUCUCAGUUUAGGUAAGGCUCUGUCUGUCCAAAAUGAUGUGUAGCUCAGCAUCCCUGCAGCUGAUUACGUGUGGGUUGUUUCUUAAUCUGUGUUAAUGAAAGAAGCCAAUUGGAAACUGGAUAUAGAGGUUUUUUGUCUGCAUACGCUAACCAAAUCCGUAGGUGCUCUGGUGUUGGAGAAAAUCUGAUUUCACUUUAUGCUGAUAUAACACUGAUUUCAUGAGAAUCACUCUGGAUUCACAAUAGCAUAUGAAAUCAGAAUUAGGCUCCAUGUAUAUUAAAGCCCCAGAUUGCUUAUUCAUAUGAUUCAGUGUGAGAGCUGUUCUCUUCAUGAGGGAUGUUUUCUAGCUGCUCAAUUAAACCCUUGGCAAUUUUAUUUUGAAGUACUUUCUUUAUUAACUAGCCUUUAGCUCUCUAAUUCAUAGCUGCAGUAGUCUUGUCUGUAGUUGCCUUUACUUGUGAGACCUCCAGGAUUUUUAUUGCGUACUAGCUUAAAGAAAACUCUUAAGUAUUUCCUCUUCCUACUCUUUCAUAGUAUUAAGACUUGUAAACCCACGCUCAGGAAAAACACAGUAGUUCUUAAUAUCUGCAGUACAGCGGUCUUCUUGACUUUUGAGCUUUAUGGGAUAGACUUUUAAAAGGAUGAGAUCUUACUGUGUUAGCAUUCCUGACUCUAAUCCAGAGGUGGAUCCCUCUGUCUCUCUCUCUUCCCUUCCCUCUCCCAACACCUGCCUCCCCCAAAACCAACAUGUCCGUAGCAUAAGGGCAACUUGAACUAUUUGUAAGAGAAGAUUAAUUGAAGCAAUGCUCUGUCUGUUGGCUUUCCCAUUGGUUUGCAUAAACGUGUUUUAAGUGUCCUUACUUCUGUAUGUGAUGCAAAAUGUUUUCAGCAUGAAGAAGGCCAAAAAAAAUAUUCUACCCUAUCUUCACUCCUGAAAUACUGGUGCCAAUUUCCCAGUAGCUAUAAACUGGUUUAGGAACCAUUUAGCUCAGUGUAACCAUAGCAAUGUGGUUAGGAACCUGUUCCAGUAUUAGAAUUAAUCACAGUUAAACCUGACAGUUGUAUUGCUGAAGUUACAGAAAGCCUAACUCAAGCAGAAACUUUCUCCUACAAAUCUUUUGUCUGCUGUAGUUAAUCCAUGAAGGCCAAAAUGUGGAUAUUCACAGCUGGAAUCCAGGUCUGUUUGUUUCUUUGGUCUAUGUAUAUUUAAUCUGUUCUCAGGCUUUAUUAAUAGUGUUCUAUAGCCUAAAUUAUCAGUUGUCCCAGGCUGUCCAAAGUUGUCUUACUGUUUCAUUUGGAGAAGAGGGAAGAGGAAGGGAGAAAGAGAUGAAUCCUUAUCUUAGAGCCACUGUGGUCCAAAUUAUUCAUCACCUCUUGUGAAGAUAAACACGAUUUUAUCAUCUGGAAGUAUCAUCCUUUCUCCUUGCCCCCUCUCAUCUCUGCAAGUUUUAAGUGUGAAUAGCCACGUACGCUAUCAAAAUUCACUUGCCUGGUGGAGAAAAGGAUUCUGAAAAAUGAAUGCAGUCUGUCCUGGAUUCUCAGGCUUGAAGUUCUGAAAGUAUUGUUGUCAUUGCAAGCAGCACCAUGACGGCAGGAGCUGCCACAGAAUCACACAGAUGGCUGAGGUUGGCAGCGGCCUUGGGAUCAUUUGGUCCACCUGCCCUGUUUGCAGGAGCAAGGUGCCCAGCACAUCGCCCAGCUGGGCCUCGGAAGAUCUCCAGGAAAGGAGAAUCCACAGUAAAGGCUUUUUUCUUGAUGUUUGAAUGAAAUUCCAUCUAUUUCAUUGCGUAAAGUCCUCUCACAGGGCAGCGCUGAGAAGCCUUGCCUGUCUGUUUUACUCCUCUCCUUCAGGUAUUUGUAUAUGUUGACAAGAUGCCCCUUGAGCUUUCUCUUCACCAGGCUUAAAUAAUCCCCACUCUCUGAGCCUCCCCUCAUAUCCCUUCCCUGUCUUCAUGGCCCUUUGCUGGACCUGCUCCAGUGUGCCGGUGUCUCUCAUACUGGGGAGGCCAGCACCACUGGCUCGAUCUCUCCAGCGCUGAGCAGAGGAGAAGGAUCAAGGAUCACCUCCCUUGACCAGGAUCCUGCUGGCAUUUUGCAUGGAUAGAGCCCAGGAGGGUGCGUUCUCUUGACGCUUAUCUUACUUUGUUGAAGUUAGUGGCAGUUACACAUCUGCGUCAAAAAAGGGAGUAUGAACACCCACCAGUGCUUGAAAUACCUUUUUAAAAAUGAGACAAUUAUCUUUGAAAUAACCACUACUGGGGGCGGGGGGGAAUGUUGCAAUGUGUAUGUCAUUCUGUAAUAAAGGUCCUGUGGUAUAAUAGUUAGGAAGCAAGACAUUUUUAGUAAUAAUGGGCCAAAAAACGUAUUUAAGAUGCAGCAAGAUGCAUGUGUUGUCGUACUGAGAAUAGUCUUGCAGUACAUUUAAGAAAAAAAAAAAAGAAAACUUUUUCCCUUCUGCUGUGCUAAAGACAAGUUUGGCCUAUGACACUUAUGUAGUUCAUGUUCAUGGGAAACUGUAAAAAGUCUGCUUUUUAUUUAUCUUCGCGGUCUGUAUCACAUGCUGUUUAUUAAAAAAACUACUUUUGUUUGGUUUUUAUCACACUUUUGAGUGUUAAUGUAUAUACUAACAACUAAAUUAAAAUAAUAUGGU